AUGGAGAAAUCCGAGGGUCUGUCAAUUCAAAAGCUGCUUCUGAUUGUUAUCACAUACCUUCUGCUUCGAUAUCAUACGCGGCCGGGGACAUGGCUACACCGACAUGUCAUAAGCUCAACCAUUUUCAUUCUCAUUACUACCCCAUUAUCUCAACUGACUGACAUGGUCCUGCGAAUCAUGUCACCAUGUAUCUCGCACGGUUGCGAGUCGGUCUGGAUGAGGACGUUAAUCUGGCUCAGAGAACUAGUUGGCAUAUCGAAUACCUUCUCCGACGAUCCAAUCCAGUUCCUGAUAAACCUGGUUUUGAUCUUCAUUAGCGGUUUGUUCGUUUUGUUGCUACCUCUCCUGUUUCUUCUCAUCGCCAUGACGAUCCUGGCAUUCGGCACCUGGCCCGUUCUGAUUGUCUUUGGAGCCGCGAUUGUCACGCUUCUCAUGCCACGCCAUACUCCUACGAUUCUAGCUGCACAGGCCGAAGAUAAGGUUCUGGCCAGACCCACUCAAUCUCCGAGGUCUGCCGAUUCUGAGCUUCUACAAACCAUCAGGACAGUGACUCGUUCCAGUGUCUUCCGGGAGACAAUUCAGAUCACCUUAGAACUGGAUCUGCUGCCGGAUGGAGUAAAUCGUAUCAUACAAUACUUUCAGGAACCAGCGGGAUUUCGGGCCGGUGCCAAAAAGGACUUGGUUCGAAUGAUGAAAUGUCAAAUCAUUGGAUACGUCCGUGACUAUGAACAAAUUGCCGUUGUUCCCGUGGCUAUAUUCUUGGGCGCUAAGGAUAUUUUGAUCCGGAUUCUCGAAAUUUGA
Penicillium diatomitis is the source of this 801-nucleotide messenger RNA. RefSeq lists its product as uncharacterized. Bases 1 to 801 code for a protein of 266 amino acids. The record is from RefSeq and is a predicted model, not a curated record. The transcript has 2 exons. Lineage: Eukaryota; Fungi; Ascomycota; Eurotiomycetes; Eurotiales; Aspergillaceae.